AUGGAUGCCGACAACCGGAAUACUCCCUCCGCAACGCCCGAAGAAGACGGAGAAAAGAACAUCGAAGAUGAGUUUUGUCAGGACUUUUUCCUCAAUCCCAGCCUCGAAGUUUCCUUCAAGUCGGAGCUGAUCCUCACUCCGGACUCGGUGUUCCCUACGAGUCGAGACUCGUUCGAUAGCUCGGUGGAGUUCUCGCAAGGGGUCGAAGCCCUGGAGUCGAGCGUUCCAAGAAGAGAUAUCCACGUCUCGUACCAGAUGAACGGUGGUCAGUACAAAACCGGAAUCGUCGGGGGUUUCGGAGCCUCGCCCUCAACCUGGCUCGGAGGCCUGCUGGGGUGUUUGAGACCGAUGUGGAACGUCAUAAACACUCGGCAGGCGGAAAAACAGGCUGUCAACGACCAAUGGGAGAUUCCGUUCGAGAAUAUCAAAGACGUCAAGUGGUUGGGCUCCGGAGCUCAGGGUGUAGUUUUCCUGGGGAGCUACCGGGGCGAGGACGUCGCUGUGAAAAAAGUCAACAAACUCGUCGAGACCGACAUAAGGCAUCUGAAGAAACUGAACCAUCCGAACCUCGUACGUUUCAAGGGUGUUUGCAGCCAAGCGCCGUGCUACUGCCUCGUAAUGGAGUACUGUCCGAACGGCUCGCUGUACGACGUUUUGCACAAUGGUCGGCCCGUCGCUCCGUGCAUCGUGGUCGAGUGGUCGAAGCACAUCGCGGCCGGUAUGCAGUAUCUCCACACCAACAAGAUCAUACAUCGAGAUUUGAAGUCGCCAAACAUCCUCAUAGGCUAUAACGAAAUUCUGAAAAUCACCGAUUUCGGUACGAGCAAAACCCUCGGAGAGACUUCGGCGCCGAUGAGUUUCGCGGGUACUGUCGCAUGGAUGGCGCCCGAGGUCAUCCGUCAGGAACCCUGUUCGGAGAAGGUCGAUAUUUGGUCGUACGGUGUAGUUCUCUGGGAACUGCUCACCUGCGAGGUUCCGUACAAAGAGCUCGACUACUCGGCUGUUAUCUACGGAGUCGGGAACAACCUGCUCUCGUUGCCGAUUCCAACCUCGUGCCCAGACGGGUUCAAACUCCUGCUCAUGCAGUGCUGGAAUGCGAAGCCUCAAAACCGUCCCUCAUUCAAACACAUCCUCAGCCAUCUAGAAAUCGCAGCCGUUCAGAUUCUCUCCACGCCGAAAGACACUUAUUUCAAUACGCAAGCGAACUGGCGUCAAGAGAUCCGCACGUACAUGAGUAAGGUACGAUGCACGAGCUUGAAACCGCCGGUGGCUCUGGAAGAGGAAGCGAGCGUUCUCUUGAAAAAGCGUCUCGAGGAGCUCCGACACGCUCAGGAAGUCCGGCUUCACUACGAACGGAGACUGCAACGUGCCAACAAACUCUACCUUGAAGCGACAGCGCUUCUGCAGCAGGUUGAGCAGCGGGAGCGAAACCUAGCGCUCCGAGAGUCGGAACUCAACACAAUGGGGAGCACUUCGACUCAUCUGCGGACACCGACGAGCUUGGAAGCGUCUUCAUCCGACCAAUCUUCACCGAAACGAUAUUCGAAAAGUCUAACCAACAAGAAGCGGACGUACAGGUUGUCACAUUCGUUGAGUGAUGAAAGUAACAACAAUUUUGGUGGACUGAGGUCAUCGCGAAGUACAACGGCUAUCAACAGGAUAGCCGUCGUGGAUACUGGAACGCAGACCGUUUCGUUGUAG
Molecule: messenger RNA, 1701 nt
Organism: Galendromus occidentalis (western predatory mite)
Lineage: Eukaryota; Metazoa; Arthropoda; Arachnida; Mesostigmata; Phytoseiidae
Gene: wnd
Product: Mitogen-activated protein kinase kinase kinase 13 wallenda
Exons: 2
Coding region: 1-1701 (566 amino acids)
Biological process (GO): protein phosphorylation
Cellular component (GO): cytoplasm
Molecular function (GO): ATP binding; protein serine/threonine kinase activity
Source: RefSeq, a predicted model, not a curated record